AUGCCCGCCCCCUCCACCACCCUCCUCAUCGAGGGCUCCUUCUCCGAACUCGCCGACGAGUUCGCCCAGUACAUCGAUGCCCUGCGCAAGACCGAGCCCUCCCUCCAGGCCGAACUCUCCCCGCUCCUCGAGCCCCUCCGUCAACAGGAACAGUCCGACGCAGAGCCCGAUCGCAAGCAACGGGAUGAGGUCCUGAAGAAGUUGGUGUCGGCCGCGACUGUCCUCAAUACGGCGCCGGAGAAGGAAAUCAUCUCCGCCUACAACCUCCUGGUGCACCUCGUCCACCACGCCUCCGACCCGGACAUGUUCCUGUCCCGCAUCUGCUCCUACCUCGCCAAACCCAUCACCUCCUCGCCGCAAUUCGGCCCGUCUCUGGCCAUCUCCAUCCUGUCCACCAUCUUCAACACCCUCCCCGCUACCGACUCCAGCCGCUACCAUGUGCUCCUGGCCAUCGUCGCCGUCAUCCGUCAGUCGGCCCAGGGCGUCGCCUUCGAGGCCCUCAAGCCCCAAUUGACCGCCCAGCUGCCCACCUGGCUCGCCGCCUGGGAGCUCGAUGAGGACGAGGCCCAGCGCCUGCAUCUGGCCAUCGCCGACGCCGCCCAGGCCGCCGGCGACCAGGAGCUCGCCCAGACGCACGUCGUGCAGGCCCUGCAGACCAUCCCCGCCGCCGAUGCGUCCAAGAAGGAGGCCCGCGAUCUGGCCGUGCGCGCCCUCACCUCCGCUCUCUCCCACCCGGCCGUCUUCGACUUCACGCCGCUGACCGCCUCCGACGCCGUCCAGGCCCUGCGCACCAGCGACAGCACCCUCUUCGAGCUUCUGGAGAUCUUCACCGCCGACACGCUCGACGCCUACGAGGCCUUUGUGGCCGCCACGCCGCUCGCCUCCAUCUCCGGCGGCGUGCUGGCCCCCGCCGCCGACGCGCUCCAGAACAAGAUGCGGCUGCUGACGCUGGCCUCGCUGGCCGCGUCCACGCCCUCCCGCUCGCUGCCCUACGCCACCAUCGCCAGCGCCCUGCGCGUGCCCGCCGAGGACGUCGAGAAGUGGGUCAUCGACACCAUCCGCGCCGGCCUCGUCGAGGGCAAGCUCUCGCAGCUGCGCUCCGAGUUCCUCGUCCACCGCGCCACCUACCGCGUCUUUGGCGAGAAGCAGUGGGCCGAGGUCCAGGGCCGUCUGAUGGUCUGGCGCCGCAGCCUCGAGAACGUCCUGGGCGUCGUCCGCAGCGAGCGCGAGCGCUUCAUCCGCGAAAACCUGCAGGCCGCCCAGGCCGCCGAGGAGGCCGCCCAGGGCAAGUCGGGAGACAAGAAGGGUGACCGUCGACAGCGUCGGGACCAGCCUCAACAGUCGCAGCCGGCCCCUGAGGCUGCGACCGCUGUUGCCGCAGAGUGA
Messenger RNA from Aspergillus terreus NIH2624, 1386 nucleotides. RefSeq names its product PCI domain protein. Gene Ontology annotation, molecular function: translation initiation factor activity. NCBI's taxonomy places the organism in Eukaryota, Fungi, Ascomycota, Eurotiomycetes, Eurotiales, Aspergillaceae. The record is from RefSeq and is a predicted model, not a curated record. The transcript is spliced from 2 exons. Bases 1 to 1386 code for a protein of 461 amino acids. Gene Ontology annotation, biological process: cytoplasmic translational initiation. Gene Ontology annotation, cellular component: cytoplasm; eukaryotic translation initiation factor 3 complex.